UGGUCUCUAGGUGACGCUGUGUUGUAGCUGAUUGGCUGAUGAGGUCGUGCGGCACGUCCUGUACGUCUUCUGCUGACACGUGACAGUACCCGGAUUUUGGUGACGUCGCAGAACAACAAAGAUGGCAGGAAUAGGAAGCAGCACGUACUGGGAAGAUCUGCGAAAGCAGGCCAGACAGUUGGAGAACGAACUUGACCUGAAGUUGGUCUCUUUCAGUAAAUUAUGCACCAGCUACAGCAGCUCCAGAGAUGGACGUCGAGGAGACACGUCAGACACCACACCUCUGCUAAACAACUCUACCCAGGACAGGAUGUUUGACACCAUGUCAGUGGAGAUUGAACAGUUGCUAGCCAAACUGACUGCAGUGAAUGACAAGAUGGCGGAGUACACCAACGCUCCGGGCGCAGCUGCUCUCAACGCUGCUCUCAUGCACACGCUCCAGAGGCACAGGGACAUCCUACAGGACUACACACAUGAAUUCCACAAAACCAAAGGCAACUUUUUGGCCAUCCGGGAAAGGGAAGACCUUCUAGGGUCUGUCAGGAAAGACAUUGAGACAUACAAGAGCGGUUCUGGGGUCAACAACAGAAGAACAGAGCUGUUCCUAAAGGAGCAUGAGCAUCUGAGAAACUCAGAUCGACUGAUGGAUGACACAAUAAGCAUUGCUAUGGCAACCAAGGAGAACAUAACCUUCCAAAGGGGCAUGCUGAAAUCCAUACAGAGCAAGGUCAAUACUCUGGCCAACCGUUUCCCAGCUAUCAACAACCUCAUCCAGCGAAUCAACCUGCGAAAGAGAAGGGACUCUCUGAUCCUUGGCGCGGUGAUUGGCGUUUGCACCAUUCUCCUCCUGCUCUAUGCCUUUCACUGAAACUCAAGCCCGGUGAAGUCUUUAAAGAGGCAGGAUUCAUCUGCUCUUUGUAGCACGGAAACACUCUGGGGGCUGAGCUGAGUGAUUGGAGGACCCUGGAGGUUCCCGAGCAGAAGGACAUUAAGUUGGUCCAGUUUUGGGACAGGAGCAAAUUUUGGCCAACAUUUUCUACUGAACCUGUAUUUAGCAGCGGGGACAGAUGGCAGGUUGGUGGUUGGGUGUUCUUCUGCCAACAAGAGAACGAAGACCAAAACUACAAAUAAGACUAGAUAAAAAUAUAUAUUGAUAAAUCACUUUGAGAGCAAUUCUGUGCCACUGAAAGUGUAAAGAGACUGUGAGAUUGUGUGAUGGAUUUAUUAUUUUUUUCACAGGUGAAGGAUUUUUAGCUGAAUGGUUGUUUUUAAUUGGUGGAGUGGGAUGGAUAGUUAAUUGUGGGCUGUACAAUGUGAAUUAAUAAAUUAUUCAUAUCAGAAUGUACAUCAAAGUGUGUGACACUAGAAGAUGCUCAUUUAAAAAACAUUUUUGAAACUCUAUCAUUUGAAACUUCAUCAACAUACUACAUAAAUUUAAUGCCACCACAAGGCUCCAAUAAUAAUAAUAAUCUUAUGUUAAAAUUUAUGUGUUUUACUCGUGGAAAGUGAAUUUAUAAAGUUAAUAACAGGUGGGAUAGAGAUUCAAGAAAGUGAUAUUGAGGUUCAAAGGAAGAGUCAUUUGUAUCCUACAUUUCUACAUUCAGAGGUUCUGAGCAAAAGUUUUAAGCCACACCACAUUUCUUCAUUUUUGUUUGAAAAAUGGAAAAUAUGUGCAGCAGUUUGUUGAAACUUUAGUAAGCCUAUUGAAGUAUAGUUUAUAAGGCAAAAAAGGAGUUUGUACAGUUCCAACAAGCUUGAAAGUCAAUAUCUCGUGUGACCAGCUUUCUUGUAAUUUCUUUAGUCUUCGGGAAAGGUUCUCCAGACUUCUUGAUAGAGCUUCAAAACUCUUCUUUGGAUGUUGGAUGCCUUUUGUUCUUAGCAGAGUAUUUCGGAUCAAUAUCAUGCUGAAGGAACUGCAUGGUGGAUCAGUCUGAUGAUACUAUGGUGCAUUCAUAAUACCAUCAAUUUUGACAGGAAUCCCAACCCCACUGGCUAAAAUACAGCCCGACGAUUUGAAUAAAAACCUGUGUAAUGUGGCCUUUCCUCCCGGUUUCUCUCCCUUAAGAUUGGCUUCUUGAUAGCAGACCUUCCAUUGAGACCAUUUCUGAUGAGGCUUCAGUGAACAGUAGAUGGACAGAAAAUUAGUGAAGAAGAAGCCAAUAUCCAAAUAAAACCUUUGAAAGACCUUCAGGAAGACUAAAGCACUAUUGCUCAAGAGCAUGUUAAAA
Molecule: messenger RNA, 2228 nt
Organism: Oreochromis niloticus (Nile tilapia)
Lineage: Eukaryota; Metazoa; Chordata; Actinopteri; Cichliformes; Cichlidae
Gene: gosr1
Product: golgi SNAP receptor complex member 1
Exons: 9
Coding region: 122-868 (248 amino acids)
Biological process (GO): endoplasmic reticulum to Golgi vesicle-mediated transport; inter-Golgi cisterna vesicle-mediated transport; vesicle fusion
Cellular component (GO): Golgi medial cisterna; cis-Golgi network; SNARE complex
Molecular function (GO): SNAP receptor activity
Source: RefSeq, a predicted model, not a curated record